AGCCGGGCUACGAGCGCGCGCUGACUCGAGAGCGAGAGAGAGGGCGAACGAGUGAGAGCGAGCGAGAGAGAGAGAGAACGAUCAACGUGUGAGAGUCUCAUCAUUUUAUGAAAUCGUCAUAAAAACUUUUUUAGUGAUUAACCAAAAUGGCGGAUGACGACGCAGCCCGUUGUCAGCCUGGUCUGAUCCUCCCCGUGUGGGAACCCCAGGACGGGCUAAACUGGACCGAUAGAGUUUUCCGGGGCGCUGUUUACUUUUUCUCGCUUUUCUAUUUGUUCCUCGGGGUUUCGAUAAUUUCUGACCGGUUCAUGGCUGCCAUCGAAGUGAUAACCUCCCAGGAACGCGAGGUGACCGUGAAGCGGAAGGGAGGUGCCGAUCAGAAAGUUGUGGUGAGAGUUUGGAAUGAAACUGUUGCCAACCUAACCCUCAUGGCGUUGGGUUCAUCCGCACCUGAAAUCCUGCUCUCCAUAAUUGAAAUCGGCGCGAAAAACUUCGAGGCCGGAGAUCUAGGGCCUGGUACCAUCGUGGGAUCUGCCGCUUACAAUCUGUUCGUAAUCAUCGCUCUAUGUGUGUCAGUUAUCCCCGACGGUGAAACCCGUCGAAUCAAACAUUUGCGCGUGUUCUUCGUCACUGCUACCUUCUCUGUGUUCGCCUACAUCUGGAUGUACGUCAUCUUAGCAGUCAUCAGUGUGGGGGUGGUGGAAGUCUGGGAAGGCCUCCUGACCUUUGCCUUCUUCCCGAUCACUGUCCUCCUAGCGUACGCGGCAGAUCGCAGGAUUAAAAUCCCCUACAAGAAGUUCAGGUUGAAUAGGAAUCGCGUGAUAGUAGCGGCUGAGAGUGCUGACAUCGAGAUGGGAUCUGACGAAGCGACGUUGGUGGAGGAGGUUAUCGACCCCAAACGACAAGAGUACGCCGCGGUACUGAGGGAACUCCGCAACCAGAACCCAUCGAAAUCCAUGGGGGAGCUGGAAGCGAUGGCUAAGGAACAGAUUGAACAGAGCGCUCACAAAAGCCGAGCGUUUUAUCGGAUCCAGGCUACUAGGAACAUCACAGGGGGUGGAAGUUUGUUGACCAGGGCUAGAGAGUCACCGGGUCCCGGCGCGGGGGAUGAACGUGGCCCCGACGCGGGUACAAGCUCGGAGGGGAGGGUGUAUUUCGAGCCGUGCUCCUACGCGGUGUUGGAGAACGUGGGGGAGUUGGAGGUGAGGGUGGUUAGAGAAGGGGGGGAUUUGGAGUAUAAGGUUCUAGUUGAUUACGCGACGGAGGACGGCACAGCUACAGCGGGCACUGAUUACGUGGGAGCGUCGGGGACGGUGGUUUUCGCCCCAGGGGACACAGAGCAGUACAUCAGGUUGCAGGUGAUAGACGACGAUGUGUUCGAGGAGGAGGAGUUCUUCUACGUGCACCUGACGAAGGUGCGCGUGCCGGGCCUGGCGUCGUCGGUGAGGGAUGCCGUGCGGCUGGGCAGUCCGCGAACGGCCAAAGUGUUGAUUCUGGACGAUGAUCAUUGUGGCGUGUUCGCGUUCCCCGACGCGUGUGUCGACGUGCCCGAGUCGCAGGGCGUCUAUGAGCUGCCCGUCGAGAGGACGAGUGGCGCCAGAGGGGAGAUCCGGCUGCCCUACUGGACGGUCGACGGCACCGCCAAGGCCGGCAAGGACUACCUCGAGGCCAGGGGAUAUGUCUGCUUCGACAACAAUGAGUCAAGAAAGACGAUACCCAUCGACCUGAUUCCUGAGCAUUGCUACGAGAAGAACGUGUCAUUCUACGUACAGUUGGGUCCUCCUGAGGAAGCUGGAUCAACACCAAACGAAGACUUACUGAAAAAAUCACCAGACGAAUUAACAUUAGACGAGAAAGUAGCACUAGAAGGGCGGCCUAAACUAGGCACUCUCUAUAAGAUUCAGGUCAACAUUAGGGAAAGUGACGAAUUCAAGAACACAGUUGAUAAGUUGAUAGAGAAGAGUGGAUCUUCAGCGCUAACCGUUUCAACGACAUCGUGGAAAGAACAGUUCACGGAAGCAGUAAGAGUAAAUGCAGGAGGAGAUGAUGAAGAAGGAGAGGGUGAUGAACCUAGUGAACCCUCUGUCUUUGAUUAUGUGAUGCACGUUCUUUCUGUAUUUUGGAAAGUAUUAUUUGCGUCAGUGCCACCCACAGAUAUUUGGUCAGGCUACUUGUGCUUUGUGUUGUCGAUAAUGUGGAUCGGCGUGCUGACUGCGUUCAUCGGAGACCUGGCCUCGCACUUCGGGUGCACCGUGGGGGUCAGGGACUCUGUCACCGCCAUCACCUUUGUGGCUCUCGGCACCAGUGUACCAGACACAUUCGCGAGCAAAGUGGCGGCCAUACAGGACAACACAGCUGACAACUCAGUGGGCAACGUGACUGGCAGUAAUGCGGUGAAUGUGUUCCUGGGCAUAGGCGUCGCCUGGUCCAUAGCCGCCAUCUACCAUUCCUUCCAUGGCAACCAGUUCCUAGUCAGCCCCGGAAACCUGGCGUUCUCAGUGACGCUGUUCUGCACAGAGGCGGUGGUGGCGAUUAUCAUCCUGCUGGUGCGGCGGUCCAAGUUCGUGGGCGGGGAGCUGGGCGGCCCUCGCAACUACAAGUACAUCACGUCGAUGCUCUUUUUCGGCCUCUGGCUCAUCUACAUCGUGCUCAGCACCCUCGAAGCCUACCACGUCAUCACCUUCUAAGCGGGUGGCGAGUCUAGCGAGGAAAUGGCUGGAUUGUCGGGAAAAGCAGCUGAGAAAUAAUUGUGAUGACAGCUGAAUAUGCGAUGAGAAAGCUGUGAGUGUGAGGCAAGCUGCAUGUUAAUAGAAAGAACAGUGUGAGAAAAGUGAUGAAAACAAGCUAAACUUGUGAAAAAAAAGUGUUGAAUUGUCAAGGAAAACAGCUGAGUAGGUUGAGGAAAAUGUUGAAUGAUAAGAACAGCUGAGAGUGUGAGAAAAGUGAUGGAUCAAAUAAAACUAUGAAACAGACUAAAUUUGUGAGAAAAGGUUGAAUUGUCAAGGAAAAGAGCUGACUAGGUUGAGGAAAGUGUUGAAAAACAGCUGAAUAUGAGAUAACUCUUGAAAUAUUGAUUGAAACAGUUGAAAGUUUGAAAAAAGUGUUGAAUGACAUGUUAUUAACAUACAAUAAAAAGUUUUAACUCAUAGAAUGUUGUUGAGUUUCUGAGAAACUACUGAAUAGUUGAGAUAGCUGGGGAAUAUAUUUAUUGUGAGAGAGAUGACGAGUGACUUAUUCAUGAUAGGAACAGCUGAAUUCUGAAGUGCUAUUGGCAACGGAAAUAUCUCAAUUAUUGAGAAAAUAAUAUAAGUGAAGGUGUCUUGUUAAUUUGUGUAUUUGAGAUGGUCUACAAUCUUCUAGGCAUAUAACAGUCAAAAUUUUAUAAGUUUGAACACAGUUGUCGGAUUUGAAUCUCCAAUUUGUGAAAAAAUUCUCAAAAGCUCAUGUAGUAGAGAAGAUAGCAUGGUAGUACAAUCCCACUUUAGUGGCUCAAAGUUGACAUUAUCAUAUAUUUAUUUUUUUGUUUUUGAGUAACGAGAACCUAAAUUUGGUUGUUACAUACAUUCACCAAAACCUGUAGUAGAGAGUGUAGAAGCCUAUUCUAGUCAGCUUAUAAAUCUCUUGAAGGGAUCUUUUCCAAUCUAAGUCUUUUCACUAAUCAUUUGUAAAACGUAAUCGACUAGUCAGUGUAAGUCCUACCGGGGAUUGGUAAAGCUAUAACAACCAAAACUAGUUUCUCUCCAUUCCAAUUGAUAUGUGGUUGAGACAACUUCAAAUCUUCUCAUAUUCUUCUCCAGCAUUAUUGAUCUCUUUUCAAAGAGAAGUGACCUCUAAUAAAGAAGUACUAACCUUCAUGCAACCUGAUGAUUUGAUAUUACCAUGAAUUAGAUCACAGUGUAAGAAUUCUUGUAGUUUUUGUGUUAUGAGCUGCUAAAAAGGCAAUGCCUAUAUAAUGCAGCUAGGACAUCACACCUCAGUAUAUGAACAACACACAAUAGCUGAAAAAUACUUGAAAUCUGAAUUGAUGAGAAAAGCAGCUGAAAACAUCUGAACCGUCGUGUAAAGGAGCGCUAAACCGUUGAGAAAUACAGCUGAAUGAUCGAGAAAAACAGCUAAAUCAGCAGCUGAAAAACAGCCAGCCAGUACGCCUUUUGUGUUCAGACUAGUGUGAACAGUUACAAGUGUGUGCUACUGUAAUUGUAUUAAUUUAAUUUUGUUAGAAAUGUUGUUUUGAAUAGAAAUUAAAUGUUGUGAUGGAUGUUGAGUGAUUGAAAUGAGUGAAUGUUGACUAAAUAGUUGAUUUAACGUUUAUUCGACUUGUUGAAUUGAGAGUUGAGCAACUAACUUGAUUUAUUAAGUGGUUGAUCAACCUUAUUACCAAACACUCCAGGUUGUUGAGCAAUUUUUGAGUGCUCACCAUUUGUCCGACUUCUCAUGUGUCCGACUUCCCAUUUGUUCGGACUAAUCACUAGUUUGCCAAAUAGUAGCGAUCAUUCUUUUGAUGGGCAAUCAAUUUGUCAAAAACAUAUUUCAGAGAGGCUAUGUGGUAUCGAAUUGACUCGAAACCCUUAAUUCAGUAAACAGUGUAGUUUUUUGGAAAAUUUUCAGUUCUCUGCAGAAUAUGAUGUCUAACUUACAUCAUUCUCAUUCUUUUUUUUGGUAAUAGAGUAGGUGUAAUGUUGAGAAAAUAGAUCUAUUCAUAUUAUAUGCUCCUUCAAACUCAAGAAUAAUUUGUUUUCUCAUCCAGUUUUUAGAUCUUCUUUAAAAAUUGAGUUCAAUGAUAUUACUAAGUCAGAAAAUAAUAUUUAAUCAUAAUGACAAAAAAUCAUAUUGUUCUCUUGUCAACCCAGAUCGAGCUGAAGGAUUUGAAAAUUUCAAUUGUCCCUUUAAUAAAAAAAUAUGUAUUAGAAUAUCAAUAAAUCAAAGCAAAAUUUAUUUAAAAAAUCAAAUUCAACUGACCAAACCAUACCGUCUGAUAAUAUACAGCCUGACUUGAUUUAAGAAAUGUUGUGAAACCCCUCUGUAAUAAAUAUUUAUCAAUUUAUUCAUUCACAAUGGAGACAACGGGUUUCCCCAAAUUUGUCUCUCAAAUAUAUGAACAUAGCGCCCAAUUGUGAUGUGUUGUUGUAUGAUUGAUGAAUGGUUAUGUUGAGAGAAAGAAUGCCUUCCUUCCCUGAUAGAUUAAUAAAUGAUUCAAACUCGUUCCACUUUUUGAUCAGUUCCAUCCAUAGAAUAUAGAAUGAGAUGAAGCAUAACUCCAAAAUAAUUAAAUCAAUUAUAAUUUGAGAUUUAAAUUAUUUCUUUGUCAAUUGUUGAUAGAAUCUAAAGUGAGUACAGUUAAAUUAGUACCGUAGGUGGAAGUUUUCACAUCGUUAUUAAAUUAUGAAGGUGUUUAAGAACUUGAGUUCAAAAAAAUGAUUGAUGAUUCAAUUUUUUAAAUAAAUAAUUGAAUUUUCGAGUAUUUUGAACUCUAUUUUCUUUUCUAUACUCUAUGGAUCUUGUUCAGUUUUGGAUUUGCAGGUGUGUUUUUCAAAGAAAGCGUUUGUAAAAUCCAAAGUCUUCCCUUUAGUAAAUGAAGUCUCCCAAUCAAGUAUUUUUUGUAUUUCGCUAAUGUGGCCAGUAGAAUAGUGUUUUUGGGAGUUACUCAUUAUUUUUCCAUUCAAAUUUGUGAGUAUAUAAAAUAAAAUUCAUGUCUCGUUCAACUUAAGUAGCCUAUGUACAAUUAUUAUAAAUAAUACAUGUACGUCCAAUCAUAAUAAGUAGUAUGCUAUCCAUGGUGAUUGACAGACAAUUGAUGAGGUCUCCAUUUAGAUCAACUCGGAAUUCGAGCCUCUCAUAACAUACCGGUAUCCUCUUAUAAUAAGCUACUUGCUUUCUUGUAAGCAAUGUACACAAAAACCGAACAAAAUAUUUGAAAUUUACGUUCAACAUCAAUUCUGUGAAGUAUCGCUUCAUUUCUCGAUCACUCGACUAUUGUUUAUUGAUCAAUAAUUGUGAAAAAAUAAAUUAGACAAAAUUAUAAUAAAAUAUUCUACUGUGAUGCUUUGUUUCUCCAGCUUAGAUUAUAGAUCAUGCGAAUUAUUGUUCUUCCUUUAGAAUGAGAGAAAAACAUUCAUACCUAUGCUUUUCAAGCUAAUAAUAUUAUAAUAUUACUGUAGUUAGUGGAAUCUAUUGGACAAAGUAUCAUCUCGGUUCAUACAUAUGUGAAGUGCAUGUUUGUGGACCAACACUUUUUAUACCUGACAUUAUUUCUUUCUUAGAUAGCAACUGCAUACAGUUGGGGAAUGAAUUGUUUAAAAAAUUUUGUUUCCUUCAUGAGUUUCUGUUGUUAUUUGAAAUGUACUUAUAUGAUAUUAUUUUAAAUUACUCCCCUAAGUGUGCCAUAAAUUUUCUUCCUCCAAGAAGUGUUUUGUAAUGACUAUAUGGGACGGAAUUUGGAGUCUAAGCUUUAAAUAUUGAAAUUUGUAAUUAUUUAGAAGCAAUUAUUAUCAAUCAUCGUUUUCAUAAUUAUCAUUAAAUGUAGGUGAGGUAGACAUCAUUUUACUAGAAGUUUUUGAAUUUUUGAAUAAAAUUUGAACAACAUUGAUAAAUUUAUUAAUAUCUAAUGAUGUAGGCUAUGUUGAUUGAUAUAAAAUUCAUUUUUCCACAAGAAUAAUGAUUGAUUACCGUACUUGUAUGAAUUGAUUUUUUCCUCUAUUUUGGAUAAUUAAAAAUCAAGAGAUGGUAAUUAUUGCAGUCGUUCAUCUCUUACAGUCUCAAAAUACUCAGACUUUAAUAUUGUAGACCUGAAUAGAACUAAAAGCCUGAUAUUUCACUUAAUUUGAAUUUGGAAGUGAUACUUACAACUGAAAAUUUGAAAUGAUAGCUUAAACCUUGAACUGAAAAAUAGUUUAACUGGAAACUGAUGAUGAACAACCAUGAGAAGAAUCAAGACUCCAAUCACUUAUAAACAUCAUCUAUUAUUAUCAAACAUACAUAUUCCAUUGCAAGGUUUCAAGAUAAUACUUCAAUUCCUUCAUAAAACUAGAACAAUUUAUUCAGUCAUGCUCCUGCUACCUAAAAUCUAUAUCCACUUUUUUCUGUAAACUGCUCUAAAAUUUAAUAAAAUUUAUUGAAAAAGCUAGCCCAUUGAUAGGUUCCUACCUUAUAAAAUUGAGAAUGGAAUAAUAUUCUUAUGUCCUUGAUUAGUAUUUCCUAUGUUUCCAUUUAAAAGGAGAUUGGUAUCUAGUAUCCACACUAGAAUGAUCAUCCCAAAGUUACUUAUUACAUUAUACUAUAUGAACAAUACGCUGAUCAUAAAUGCGACCAAAUGAAUACAAUUCAUGAUUAAACUUGAGAGGUUAGUCACAAUUUGAUACAACAUAAUAUUAGAAAACUGUUUAUUUAUCUAUACCUGUAAAAUGAAUAAGUAAUUUAGAAAAGAAAACUUGUUUAGAACUAUAUCCCUUAGUAAAACCGUAUACAUGUACACUAUAAAAUAUAUUCUACAUACCGUAAUUGUUCCAAAGAAUUCCUAUCUUCUAAAUAUCUUGUUAUUGAAGCACUAUAAUCUAUAUAAUUAUAUAUCUUUCUGGAAAGCCUUUUUCUUCUCUAUAAUGUUCUAUGUUCAAUUUGAAAUCUAUAAAAUUCAAUUUCAAUUUGAAACCUUAUGGUAUAUAAUGAAACUAUAUCACUAUUCCAUAUCAUCUACUUCCUAGUCAAAAUAUAAUCUUGAAUUCUAUUGACUUCAACAAACUAUUGCGAUUUUGAAAAAGUAUAAUAAAAUUAAGAAUUUAUGAAACACAAAAAUGUCCGUAAUGACAACGAAGUAUUCAACAACAAAGGAAAGAAAUUUUCUAGGAUAGAUUUCCCCAAAACAUAAAUGAUCAAUAAAUUAAACUAUAGGUCAGUUUCUGGUAGACAAAUUAAUAUGUUUUGUGUCAGGAUAUUUAUAUGAAUAGAUGGUAAGUUGUUGAUUAUAUAUAUUUUCUUCUACCUCAUAUUGAGGCACUCCAAGUCGAGAAUAGUAGAAAAUUUGAAGUUGAAAUAACAAUACAUAUUAUAUAUACGAUGAUUGUUUAUAUAUAAUAGACUUUGUUUCAACAAAUUUAUUACUAUAGCUUUGUAAAUAUAUUUACUACAAAAUAAAUAUAGUCAACGUAAUUUAAUUCGUUUCAAACGCUAGAAUCGUAAUGUAUUUGGAUAAAAUACACUGCCUUCGAACAUCAUGAGCGAUAAUGUAUUUUUAUAUAGGUACAAUUAUAAUCGCUUGAUAACUGUAAAAUUGCCAUUAAAAUUCGCCAUUAAUAACUGCAAAAUCGUUUAUGAAUUAUUAUGAAAUUGAAUUGUUGAAUGAGUAUAAUAAGACAUGCCAUGUAAAACUCAUAACCAUUAUCUCAAUGUAUUUUGGUGUAAAUAGAAAACAUUACCUAUCAGUAUACAAUAAUAUACCGUUGUAUUUCAAUUGGAUUCUAUAAUUAUAGAACUACGUUUCAAAUUUUUAUUAAAUAGGUGAAAUUGUACAUAAAUAUUAUAUUUUCAUUGUAAGAGUUUAUUUUAAUGCAUAUUUUGAAAAUAAAUUUAUUGAAUUUAUUGAAGAACA
Molecule: messenger RNA, 8581 nt
Organism: Nilaparvata lugens (brown planthopper)
Lineage: Eukaryota; Metazoa; Arthropoda; Insecta; Hemiptera; Delphacidae
Gene: Calx
Product: sodium/calcium exchanger 1
Exons: 8
Coding region: 147-2687 (846 amino acids)
Biological process (GO): sodium ion transmembrane transport; calcium ion import across plasma membrane; cell communication
Cellular component (GO): postsynapse; axon; sarcolemma
Molecular function (GO): calcium:sodium antiporter activity
Source: RefSeq, a predicted model, not a curated record